Messenger RNA from Colletotrichum godetiae, 446 nucleotides. RefSeq lists its product as uncharacterized. Lineage: Eukaryota; Fungi; Ascomycota; Sordariomycetes; Glomerellales; Glomerellaceae. The record is from RefSeq and is a predicted model, not a curated record. Bases 173 to 424 code for a protein of 83 amino acids. The transcript has a single exon.
CUGGGCAUGGCCAUGGGUAUGGGCAGGGCUAACUUGGCAAGACUAAAAAAAAAAAAGUCUGGGUUUGGGAACGAGGAAGAGGCCACGAGGACAGGAGGGCGAGGGCGAGGGAGGGCCGGCCAGGCGUGGGCACGUAAGAGUGUUAGUUGUCAUAGUUGAGGGAUGCUCUGCUAUGCGACAAGUGGCCUGGGCUGGUGUGUUUCUGGAUGUCCCUUGCGCGUUGCAUCUCGUGGGAACCUGGUGCUCUUUUUCUUGUACGGACUAUGGGAGUAUGUUUUUCUUCAGACGUGUCAAUGUUGACAUUCAUGUGGCACAUGUGGCAAGGCAUGGGGGGAAUGCCUACGCAGUAUGGAAGAGAUCAACAAACGAGGCGCCUGCCCUCAAGGAUCAAGGCAGUAGAAAAGGCUUGAAUAUCGCGACCUGACGCCCCGAGAUGUGCAUGUACG